AUGGCGUCGCCUUCUCGAUCUCACAAGCUCAGCUUGGGGAAGGACUCACUGGGCGCCAGUACGUUUCUCGACGACCACCUUGAAUACAAAUCACGCCAAACAGGACCCUCGGCGAGUAUCGAUGGAGUUCUGGAGCAACCACCUCGAGUUCCCCGAAGCGUCGUUUCGAACCUUUCUCUCUCGAGCGCGUCGAGAAGAUCCAUCAGUGCCAUCCCCCCUUCACCGAUAGUGGCUCAAGAGAGUGGAACUAUUUACACAAUAUCCCACACCAAUUGUGUUCCUGAGGUUGGUGAUCCGGCAAGACUUGUCGCGACCAUCUUCUACAACUCGAGUGCACCGCGACAUCCCCAUAUCCACCCAGAUCAAUCUCCCCCAGCCAGACCGACAGAUCCAAUACCGGUUCCCGAGAUUGCUGAAGGCUCCGCGCCGACAACAAGCAUCUCAGAAUAUCCUCUGGAGCCGCCUGCACCUGAACCUGAACCUCUUGAUCAUCUGUACGGUGCCUACAUAUCUCAACUAUGCUUGACCCAUUUCCUCUCUACACUUGACAGUCUUCUGGUGCACAACACUCCUGAGGAAAGGCAACUGACUUCUUCCCACCGAUGUCUGGCACCGGAUCCAUUCAAACCGAGAGUAAUGGAGGUUACCUUUAGCCCUCCUCCAAACCCCGAAUACUUGCCGUUUUCUCUCAUCUCCAAGCACGAAUCGAUCUAUAAAUUCGAAAGAGAAUGGAAUUGCGAGGUCAUUCUGCAGCCCUCCAAUGUCUUCCGUCGACACAAACGUCUUUGCGUCUUUGACAUGGACUCCACCCUCAUCUGUCAGGAAGUGAUUGACGAGAUCGCCGCCUUUGUGGGCGUCAAAGACAAAGUUGCUGCUAUUACCGAGCGCGCCAUGAACGGAGAACUCGACUUUGCUGCAUCUCUAAAAGCAAGAGUAGCGUUGCUGAAGGGUGUGCCAAGCGACGUAUUUGAACGGCUCAAGCCCAAAAUUGUCAUCACCCCAGGGGCGAAAGAGUUGUGCAAAUGCCUGAAAAGACUCGGUUUCACUCUUGCUGUCUUCAGUGGUGGAUUCCAGCCUCUCGCGAAUUGGCUUGCUGGGGAACUGGGGCUCGACCAUGCGUUUGCGAAUCACCUUGCGGUUGACCCCGACUCCAGCACACUGACUGGAGAACUCGAAUCUGCGUACCCAAUCGUUGACUCUCAACACAAGCGUAACUUGUUGAUAAGCUUAGCAGCCAACAAAGGAAUUCCUCUUGUUCAGACAAUGGCGGUCGGGGAUGGCGCGAAUGACAUUCCCAUGCUCAAGACGGCUGGUCUGGGUGUGGCAUGGAAAGCCAAAUCCAAGGUCCAAAUGGAAGCUCCUGCCCGCCUGAAUAUUGGUGAGAGCAUGCUGGACUUGGCCUACUUGUUGGGUUUGUCCAAGGAAGAAAUCGACCAGCUUUUACGGGACUAG
Fonsecaea monophora is the source of this 1452-nucleotide messenger RNA. RefSeq names its product phosphoserine phosphatase SerB. Bases 1 to 1452 code for a protein of 483 amino acids. The transcript has a single exon. Gene Ontology annotation, molecular function: magnesium ion binding; L-phosphoserine phosphatase activity. Gene Ontology annotation, cellular component: cytoplasm. Lineage: Eukaryota; Fungi; Ascomycota; Eurotiomycetes; Chaetothyriales; Herpotrichiellaceae. The record is from RefSeq and is a predicted model, not a curated record. Gene Ontology annotation, biological process: L-serine biosynthetic process; dephosphorylation.